GGAAGUGACACGGCGGGGCGGGGAAGCGGCGGCAGCGGGCAUGGCAGCGCGGCGGGCGUGAGCGAGCGGCACCGGCACCGGCACCGGGCACCGGCACGGCCCGCAGGCUGCGGUGUCCCACAUGGGUCUCCUCGUGUUCUGCCCCUUCCUGCUGGUGCUGGUGCUGCCCGGGGGCAGCCGGGCAGAGCUGGAGAAGCAGCGGGUGGACUCCGGCUUGGAAAUCUACAAGAAGCUGUUCGAGGUGAAGCGCAAGGACCAGAUGAACGCCCUGAAGAACCUGAUCGAGCUCAACGACGUGAACCAGCAGUACAAAAUCAUCGACAUCAUGCUCAAGGGACUCUUCAAAGUGCUGGAGGACUCGCGGGCAGUGCUCAUAGCUGCGGACGUGCCCCCGGAUGGGCCUUUCCCUCAGGACGAGAAGCUGAAGGACGCCUACUCCCACGUGGUGGAGAACACGGCCUUCUUCGGGGACGUCGUCCUGCGCUUCCCCAAGAUCGUGCACCACUACUUCGACCGCAACUCCAACUGGAACAACCUCAUCCGCUGGGGCAUCGGCUUCUGCAACCUGACGGGCGUCUUCGAGCGGGGGCCCCACUCCCAGCUCCUGGGGCUGAUGGCUCAGGAGCUGGGCAUCAGCGAGAAGUCCCCCGAUUACCGCAAUCCCUUCAAAGCCGACCACUCUGAGUUCUUCCCCAGCGCUGACACCUUCCAGAAGGCGCUGCGCGAGGAGGAGAAGCGGCGGAGGAAGGAGGAGAAGCGCAAGGAGAUCCGCAAGGGCCCGCGCAUCUCACGCUCGCAGUCGGAGCUGUAAGCACCGGGCUGCACCUCCACGGGGCCGGCUGCGGGGUGAGGGCCGGGUCCUGUGCCCGCAGGGCUGCUCCCACCCGUGGGGCCGUGCCGCCUCCGCCCGCGGGUGGGCCGGGGAGCCCGCGGUGCUGCUGCUUGUGAGUUUUGGGGUGUUUUAUUGUGUUUUGUUGGCCCCGGUUAUCCCCGGUCGCUACCUCUGCCUGACCCCGUGUCCUGGGGGGCCGUUUUCCCAUACGGCCGGCGUUCCAGCUGCAGCCCCACAGUUGGGAGGCCGGCUCCCAGCCCCGCUGGGGGUGCCUGGCGGGGACAUUGGGGUUUGGGGCUCCCCACCGAGCCCCACUUUGGGGCCCCCAAGCAGCAGCGGGCCCACUGACGGCAUGGUGCUGGGGCACGGGCUGAGCCGCGCUGCCUUCAGGGACGGGGAGACGGCCUUCAGCGCCUCGAGCAGGGGCAGCUGGAGCGGGGCGCGCCUGGUUUCUCCCAAAUAAACCCCAAUUCUUGUUA
Messenger RNA from Anas platyrhynchos (mallard), 1311 nucleotides. It is a transcript of the gene CCDC134, whose product is annotated as coiled-coil domain containing 134. NCBI's taxonomy places the organism in Eukaryota, Metazoa, Chordata, Aves, Anseriformes, Anatidae. The record is from RefSeq and is a predicted model, not a curated record.